Molecule: messenger RNA, 3636 nt
Organism: Gasterosteus aculeatus aculeatus (three-spined stickleback)
Lineage: Eukaryota; Metazoa; Chordata; Actinopteri; Perciformes; Gasterosteidae
Gene: slc35f1
Product: solute carrier family 35 member F1
Biological process (GO): transmembrane transport
Cellular component (GO): membrane
Molecular function (GO): transmembrane transporter activity
Source: RefSeq, a predicted model, not a curated record
GUCCUGGAUCCCGUGGCUUCUCUGCAAGGGGGCGGUGCAUCCACGCCGGGGGGGGUCAGAGCAACAUGAACAGCACAGUGUUGCCUCCCACUGCCGUGUAGGGUCCGCAACACGGAGACCCAGGAGUGUCCGCUGAGGUGUGCCCGCUCCCAAAUCUCCUCCUCCGGUCCUCCCCAGGAGAACAACGCCGAUCUCUGCCGCUCACUCUCGGGUAAAGAAGCACGAUGCCUGUCGUCUCCACUGUGGAGAGCGUCCCUAGAGUUACGGGCACCCCCGUGCCGAGUCUUUACCAGCGGAUAAGAAGGCGCCUAACCAGGGACCUGCUGGUGACCCUCGCUCUGGGUCAGGUCCUGUCCCUGUUAAUCUGUGCCAUCAGUCUGACCAGCAAAUACCUGGCUGAUGACUUUCACGCCAACACGCCGGUGUUCCAGAGCUUUCUCAACUACAUCCUGCUGUUUCUGGUUUACACCACCACACUGGCGGUCAGGCAAGGGGAUGGGAACCUGCUGGCCAUCCUGAAGCAGCGCUGGUGGAAAUACAUGAUUCUGGGUUUGAUAGACAUCGAGGCCAACUAUCUGGUGCUCAAAGCUUACCAGUACACCACACUCUCCAGUGUACAGCUGUUGGACUGUUUUGUCAUCCCAGUGGUCCUGCUGCUGUCUUGGUUCUUUCUUUUGGUGAGGUACAAGGCCGUCCACUUUGUCGGGGCGGGACUGUGUCUGCUGGGUGUUGGCUGCAUGGUGGGAGCUGACAUCCUGCUCGGUCGACAGCAAGGCCUUGGAGAGCAGAAGCUCUUUGGGGACCUCUUGGUCGUGGGUGGAGCGACGCUCUACGCGAUCUCCAACGUCUGUGAGGAGUUCAUUGUGAAGAACCUGAGCCGUGUGGAGUUCCUUGGCAUGAUGGGACUAUUUGGAUCCUUCUUCAGUGGCAUCCAGGUGGCCAUCAUGGAGCACAAGGAGCUGCUGAAGGUACCCUGGGACUGGCAGAUAGGUCUUCUGUAUAUCGGUUUCAGUGCCUUCAUGUUCUGCCUGUACAGCUUCAUGCCGGUGGUGUUAAAGAGAACAAGCGCCACCUCAGUCAAUCUGUCUCUGCUCACAGCAGACAUGUACAGCUUCUUCUGUGGCCUCUUCCUCUUUCACUACAAGUUCUCUGGCCUCUAUUUGUUGUCAUUCUUCAUUAUCAUCUUGGGCCUGGUCCUUUACGGCACCUUGUCCACCUACGUGGGUCAGGACCCGCGCGUCUACAAGCAGUUCAGGAACACUGGCUGCCAGCUGUCCGCCGACCAGCCUCCACUCAGCGCCGGAGUCCUGGAGCCCUCCGUCACCUACACCAGCCUGGGUCCCGAGGCAGGCGACGACAUUCCCGUACACGUAGCCUAAGAUCUCGGAGGGAAUUCAGCCUAUCAGGCUGGUGAAUUGGCAGGCACGAUGUAGCCUACAGUUUCUGCCCUAAAGUUGUAUAGAGGAGAAAUGUGCCGGCUGUACCUGGUGUCUUGAGCAGGGCGGCUGGAUGAUCAUCCAGGUAGGUCCUGCUUAUUAUUUGAUGACCGUUAUUGGGGAACAAAGUCUCCACCCGCUCAGAGACUAACACUGAAUGUUGUAAAAACAAAUAUCCAAGUGAGUGAAACUCACUUUGGUCAAAGACUGUGAGCAGACACUCAUUCAUGUAUAUAGAUAGUAGAUUAAAUACGGUAAAAAUAAGAUACCAUCUUCUUUACAUCUGUAAAGAAUGUUUGUGCUUCACAUAUGUAUGUUUAAGCUGUAUCAAUUUCAUUUCUUAUGUUCUGUAAAUAUACUGUGUUAGUGGUGGUUAAUCCAUUGCUUGUAUCACUCAAAGCUACGCUGGUAUGUAAAUAUCCUCCAUCACGUACUGAAUGUUUGUAGGCUCAUAUUUAAGUUUGACUACUUUCACACUUGAAAAAGUGAACUUGACUUGAGAAAAUGAAUCAUUCAACUGAUGAAAAAUGUAAAUAUUUAAAGUUCGGAGAGUAGUAUGGUCAGGUGGAGGAGGUGGGUGCUUGCGUAUUAUUGUUUUGCGUUCAGUUAUCUGGAUAUACACUGAGGCGUUUAUGCCCUAUUUGGAAAUUUAACAAUCAAAUUUGUGGAUGGAAAUGCACCCACCGGCUCUAAAAGGAAUAUUACCAGUAAUAUUUCCAUAGACUGUAUUACAUGGCUCACAGAUGGAGCCCCCUUCCUGCUUAAAUCCAACUUAUCGAACCACUUGGCAACUCUAUUAAACUCAACCUUCCUGGUAAACCCUAGUUUUCCAAAUUCCAUUUGUAUUGCAGACUUUUUGGUCUCCUAAUCUUGGACAACCCUGAUGAUCACAAUGAUGAUAUUUAUUUUCUCAGCCUGGACAAAGCUCCUCCUGAGCCAAGACAUAAAACAAGAAAGAAGCUGAAUCUAACCAAUGUCAACAAAUUACCAUUAGCAAACAGCUGUGUUACUGGUUUUGGCUUUGAUGAGAUGCAGUCAGUGAUCAGGAAGUAACAGAAUGGAGGUGUGAUAUGCUCACAUAUUCAACCAUAAUCCUCAGGAAACUGCUGUUUGCUAGGUAAAAUACAAAUAAAAAACAGAUGUUUACUGUUAUGUUUUCAUUGUUUUUGCCAUUUCACUGUGGUACGGACAAUACGAAAUCACUGCUGUAAACUGAACUGUGUUUUCCACAUUUUCAGAUGUAUUAUGAGUAAGGCCUCGGCACUCUUAGUGUUGGUUUGUAUGAGACAGAUUGGUGAGAUGCCCUACAGCUCAAAUCCAACCUACUGGUUCUUCUUACUGCUCAGCAGUGGCGGCUGGUCCACAGAGGGCAAUGGGGCAUGGCCCCACCAUGAGCGACAAAAGAAAAUUUGCUUUAAUUCAUUUUCGUUGUUUAUUAUAUUAUAUUUUACAAACAGUCAAUAUUUGUGUUUUUGUGCUUUUGAAACGUGGAUUAUAUACUAGGUAUUAUUUGUAAAUUAAGAUAUCUGUGCGAAAUCUAUGCUUUUCCUGCACGUCCUCUCCGCUUGUCUCAGCUGGGUUCCAAAGCGGUGGGUCUAAGAAGCAGUUACCAGUCACUGAUAAAGUUAAUGAGUGACAUUAUAAUUUCAGUGUCCUAAAAUGCAUUGAGUUUGGGGGAAGUCUCCGAUGCGUCUUUUAACAACAUAACGAGCGACCAUCGGCAGCGUCCUUCAAGAAGACUCGACCCGAACUCUGUAGAGAGAAAAACUUUUCCAGACAAAGUAAACAGCUGGACCAGAUCAGACAAUGGACCUGCGUGAAAGGGAAGCACCCUUAUAUACACAUACAUACACACAUUAUUUAUGUAUAUAUAUGCACACCAUGAGAAAGGUGAGAGUUUAAUGAAAAGGAAAGUCUACUCCAGAUCUAGUAGUAUUAUUUGACCUCUAUUUCAUAACUCUGUUUGAAAAAGCAAUAUAUGUUGUUGUCGAUGUACAGGAGAGACGUAACAGGGUUAUUGAACUGACUGAAAAAGCUGUUCACUUGGUUUGGUUUACUCAUUUACUCAUUUAUUCACUUUCCAGAUAGCUUUCUUGAUGCUCCUGUUUCAAUGGCCUUUUGUAUCCUGUUGGAUGUAAUGCAUCUGGGUUACUGUCUACGAUAUGCUUACAUCGAUAAAUAAAGCUUCUUUGUCAGAACA